GAAAAAUCUCUUUUAUUAAUGAUUACCGGUAUUGUUUUUGUUUACAUUGGGGUUUGGUUUGAAAAUUAAAGAAGUUUAUUUUUUAACAAUUACAUAAAAUGAUGUGUGAAGGCUGCAAAACAUAUAAAUCUCUAAUAGAAAUUGAUAAGGAUCGAUUCUAUUGGACUGAUCAACUUAGUCGGACUAAUAUAGAAUUACACAAGAAAAUUUUAUAUUUAGGUAGUUAUAUAUCUAUAUUGGAGAAAAAAAUUGCAAAUUUAAAUGAAAUAAUUUUAUUGAAAGAUAUAUCAUAUGCUUCCCAAUGUAUUGAACAGGAAAGAGAGAAUGUAAGUCUAGAGACUUCAACAAGGAAAAAAAAUAAAAAAGAAAUUGAGUUUAUCCCCAAUGACUGCCUCAGAAAGCUUAGAAGUUUAUGUACCCAACUGAAUAAUGUUGUCGAUGAAUUCCAAAUUGCAAAGAGCAAAUUUUCUAGAAUUUUAGAAAACAAAGAAAAGGAAUUGAAUGAAAAUUCCAAUUAUCUUCAAGAAAUGGUACAAACCUAUAGAGAUAAUCUGUUCAAGGAAAUGAUGAAAUAUAAUAAUUUGAAAAGAUGGAUUUAUAAUGAAUUACAUAUGUUAACAAAGGUUAAUGAAGAAUAUAUCAGAAAUAAUGUGGAAGAAAUGGAGAAAAAAAUUAAUGAAAAAAUCAGAAGCAAAUACAAGACAACCUUAGAACAUGGCAAUACCCAAAUCAAACAUCAAGAUGAACUGAUUCAUAAAAUGCAAAUUCAUAGAAGGGAAUUAUACUGUCUUCUCAAAGAAGAAAAGCUCAAACGGAAUGAAUUGAAAGAAAAAUAUGAGCACACACUGAAUGAAGUCCGCAUGCAGAUACGAAGACUCAAACAGAAAAAUCAAAAUAUGGAGACACUUCUUCGUUUACAGAAGUAAUAUCAAUUUUAUUCUUGAAUUCAACCUGUUGGAUGAAAAAUUUUUAUUUUUAUUAGUAUACUAAAUAUAUAUUCACGAGAGCAUAUCAAAAUUAUCUUGCAUACAGCAUAUAAAGGUGCAUGCUAUAAAAAUCUAAAAAAUUGCAGGAGUAUCAAAGAAGCUAUAAUGUAGGAACUAUAUACUGAAAUUUUCACUAUCCAGGGUUAAUACCUCAAAAAUUCUUAGGCUUUUGGCAAAACUUGUUUUAUCAAGAAAUAUCCCAUGAAUUUCAACCAAUAAAAUUUGUUUAUUUCUUUCAAACAAAUUUAAUUUGUUGAGAUCGUUUUAACAAAAGACCAAAGAAUAUAACUCAUUCACAACUCAAAUAAAAAGUUUAUUUUUCUUAGAAAAUCUAUAAUAAAAACUGUAUAAGUAUUUUCUGAUCUAUUUACAUUUCUGAAAAUAGAUAUUCCUCCAUUCUUUUUUAAAUGAAAUUUAACAUUUAAAUUCUUGAAUCAUUAUGUAUAUGUUUGUUUUUUACGAACGCUAUUGAUAAUUAUUAUUUUUACAGAGCAAUUAUUUUAUAUUAUUUAUUCCAAUAUUGAUGUAUUUCAUUUUCCAUUGAAGUUUAAGAGAUUUUUCUAUUUUGUAUUAGCUAAAUAUAUAACAAUAAAACUUUUUUAUGGCAACAUUA
Harmonia axyridis is the source of this 1599-nucleotide messenger RNA. RefSeq lists its product as uncharacterized. The transcript is spliced from 5 exons. Bases 99 to 926 code for a protein of 275 amino acids. The record is from RefSeq and is a predicted model, not a curated record. NCBI's taxonomy places the organism in Eukaryota, Metazoa, Arthropoda, Insecta, Coleoptera, Coccinellidae.